Molecule: messenger RNA, 703 nt
Organism: Passer domesticus (house sparrow)
Lineage: Eukaryota; Metazoa; Chordata; Aves; Passeriformes; Passeridae
Gene: TAF10
Product: TATA-box binding protein associated factor 10
Exons: 5
Coding region: 29-631 (200 amino acids)
Biological process (GO): transcription initiation at RNA polymerase II promoter
Cellular component (GO): SAGA complex; nucleus; transcription factor TFIID complex
Molecular function (GO): RNA polymerase II general transcription initiation factor activity; promoter-specific chromatin binding
Source: RefSeq, a predicted model, not a curated record
CGCGGAGCGGAGGCUGGCGCCGGGGACCAUGAGCGGCAGCGCCGAUCCCGACCCCGCGCCCGCGGCCCCGGCGGCUCCGCCGGGCCCCGCCGAGGCCAGCAAGCCCAGCCCGGCCGCCGUGGGCUCCGCCGGGCCCGGGGCGGCGCCAGCUGCGGGGGGCGGCGCGGCGCGGGCCACCGAGGGCUGCGCGGGCGGCGGGCGGGGGCCCGUGCCGGUGUCCGCGGCCGUGGCCGCCCCCCCGGACGGGGCCAUGUCCAACGGCGUGUACGUGCCGCCCGCCGCCAACGGCGACGUGAAGCCCGUGGUGUCCACCACGCCGCUCGUGGACUUCCUCAUGCAGCUCGAGGACUACACGCCCACGAUCCCGGACGCCGUCACGGGGUAUUACCUGAACCGGGCAGGGUUUGAGGCCUCGGACCCGCGCAUAAUCCGCCUGAUCUCGCUGGCGGCACAGAAGUUCAUCUCAGACAUCGCCAACGACGCCCUGCAGCACUGCAAAAUGAAGGGCACGGCCUCGGGCAGCUCCCGCAGCAAGAGCAAGGACAAGAAGUACACGCUGACCAUGGAGGACCUGACGCCGGCGCUGGCCGAGUACGGCAUCAACGUGAAGAAGCCACAUUACUUCACGUAGAGCACGGGGAGCUUGGGCAGUUUGUAGGGGUUGUGGUGGUGCCAUUAAACACCUCGCAGGGUUUUGUGGGAA